Messenger RNA from Epinephelus fuscoguttatus (brown-marbled grouper), 1198 nucleotides. RefSeq names its product probable E3 SUMO-protein ligase RNF212. The transcript is spliced from 13 exons. The record is from RefSeq and is a predicted model, not a curated record. Gene Ontology annotation, cellular component: synaptonemal complex. Bases 207 to 1046 code for a protein of 279 amino acids. Gene Ontology annotation, molecular function: SUMO transferase activity. NCBI's taxonomy places the organism in Eukaryota, Metazoa, Chordata, Actinopteri, Perciformes, Serranidae. Gene Ontology annotation, biological process: protein sumoylation; reciprocal meiotic recombination; homologous chromosome pairing at meiosis.
GGAGGCAGUUACUUUACAUUAUUAGUCAACAGAAAAAUGCUUGGAUUUUUUUGGUAACUUAGUUUUGACACUGAUUAAAAAUAAUUUACAAGACCAGCUCUGAACGUUACUCUUAAGCACUCGGUUCUCACAGAGCCGUUAUUUAUGCUAGCUAGCUAAAAGUUAGCAUCUAGCCUCCCUUGCAGCGGGAUGACUCAGGUCUUUAGAUGUCUUACUGGAUCUGCUGCAACUCCUGCUUCCUUUCGCCCAGCGCUGACAGAAAACUAGCUGUCACCACCUGUGGCCAUGUCAUCUGCAGUGUCUGUUUUCAGAAAGGCAAACCAGGCAAGUGUUUAAUAUGCAGUGCCAAAUGCCAAGUAUCACCACUCUCCGACCAAAGCAGCUCAGAGGUGAAGGCCCUGUUUUCGGACAUCAACGUUGUUGCAACCAAACACUUCACGGAAAUCAGCAAAGUUAUAAUGUUCCAGGCAAGACAUCAAAAGAGACUGCUGACUUACUACCAGCAAAGGAAUGGGAAACUCGAGGAGGCAUUUGUCAAGAUGAAGCAAGAAAUGCAGCAGAUGGCAAAGAAGCUGAAUGAACAGAGCAACUACAUCACUAAGCUGGAAAACUCUCUACAGCAUCAGAGUGCCAAAGUUUCAUCAGUGCCUCAGAUGAGCCACAGUUCCCAUACUCCACAUGGGCAUAAAUCAGUCCUACAGAUCCCCUAUAACUCCCCCGUGUCCCUCUCCAGACGCUCCUCAACCACUAAUAUCGCUGAAAACAUGGACGUGGAUGAAAGGAGUCUGUUCAGGAAACCCAACACUGUCCCCAGAAUGUCAUUAAUCAGUCCUCCACAAGAUGGACGGAUGGGCACCGUCCUUAACAGAUCGUCCAAACAGAACAUGAUGGCCAACCAUUCAGCUCGCUCAGCUACUGUCAGUCGUUUCCAAGGAUCCCCGCUGACCCCUGAUGUGUCAUACAGCCAGAUGUCUGCAUGGAAGUCUCCCAUCUUCAAACCCUCCUUCAGACACUCCAUGUCCUCCCUGGUCUGCCCUCCUCCUUAGCAAACACACAUUCAUAAACUGUCAUGAAGCUUUUAGAGAAACCUGGCCACUGAUGUGUAGCUACACACAGGUAUUUAUGUCUCUCACAGCCUAUGAAGAGUCACCAAAGAGUUAGUGUGUUGUGUUUUAAUGUCCCCUUAAAGUUAUGUGAC